Messenger RNA from Botrytis cinerea B05.10, 1299 nucleotides. RefSeq lists its product as hypothetical. Gene Ontology annotation, molecular function: NAD binding; oxidoreductase activity, acting on the CH-OH group of donors, NAD or NADP as acceptor. The record is from RefSeq and is a predicted model, not a curated record. The transcript has 2 exons. Lineage: Eukaryota; Fungi; Ascomycota; Leotiomycetes; Helotiales; Sclerotiniaceae. The coding region runs from base 146 to 1183 and encodes 345 amino acids.
GACGUCCUUUCUUAUUUUAUCUUUCAACAUAUAGAUUUCAUUUUCAAUUUUCUUUGCUCUUAAGUCAGCGUACAAGACUACAACUCGGGUAAAAACGAACCUCUUCCUCUAAUUUACCAAACCUAUCUCAAUUUAUCAAUCAAUCAUGGCCAACCCAACUCCACAAACCCUCCGUUCAAAUCUCCCCGAAACCGUCCAGAUUCUCCGUCUUGAUCCAUUCCAUACACCCUCACCAGAUUUCUCAUCUCUCCCAAUCCCUUAUACCGUCACUGAACUACCCAAUCCACCUCCAAAAGGUGACGAACUAUUGUCAUAUCUCAAACCCGCCCAUAUCUUAAUCACCACCCGUUUCUUCCUCACGUCAACCAUUCUCUCCCAGCUACCAAAUUUGAAGCAUAUAGCUAUCCUAGCCAUUGGAACAGAUCAUGUCGAUAUCGCUUAUUGCAAAGAACAUGGAAUUUCGGUAUCCAAUGUUCCAGCAGCAAGUAAUGAAGCGGUUUCAGAACAUGGAUUAACGUUGUAUAUGGCGCUUCGAAGAAAUGUAGUGGGGAUGCAUGAGAGAACUAGAGAGGGAAAAGAAUGGAAGGAACAGGGAAGUUUGAGCAAACAUUUCUAUGGGGGAUUGAUGUCAGGGUUUAAGGGGGAAGUGGCGGGAAUUGUAGGGGGUGGGGAGUUAGGAAAUCGAGUAGCAAACCUUUGUCGAGCACUAGGAAUGACGGUUCAAUUAUGCGAACGAAAAGGUGUUUCCGAAUCCGAAACUCGCCCAAAUUAUACCCCAUUUACUACCGUCAUAAAAACCAGUACCGUCCUCUUCCUGUCUCUUCCCUUGACACCCACUACGGAAAAUAUGAUUGCUUCUGCGGAAUUAUCAAUGAUGAGACCAAACGCUCUCAUCAUCAAUAUCGCACGAGGAGGAAUAGUCAAUGAAGAAGAUUUAGUAGAUGCAUUGAUACAAGGCAAGAUUGCAGGAGCAGCAACAGAUGUUUAUGUAGAAGAGCCAGCUGGAGAAGAUAGUACCUUAGUAAAAGCAGCCAGAGAUAGCGAGUUGCGGGAUAGUGGGAGAUUAAUCCUGAGUCCACAUAUUGCUUGGUAUGGAAUAAGUAGUGUGGAGAAAUUGAGAAGGGUUGUGACGGAGAAUAUUAAAGGAUGGUGUGAGGGUGUUGGGGGAAAUGUUGUGGGUUGAUUAUUUGAGGUGAAGAGAACAGUAUAGAAAAAGAUAGACUAGGCUAUGUAUGGUGCGGUAAAGGUGCUUCCUAAAUAAUCGCAGCCAAAUAAUCCAAAUCUAUUCAACGCCAUUCA